CAAACCAUAAUAUCAACAUUACCACGCUUAUUCGUACGGGAUACGGCAAAGUGUCCUAAUUUUCGAUCACCAUGCACAGGACAACGAUAGCUAAGUACACAAAAUUUUCCGCCGAUGAGCUACAGAAAUCACUCUCCGAUCCACUAUCCUGCGUGGCCGCGGUACAGUUAAACGAAAUCCUUAGCCUGCGACCGCGUGACUGCGAGCACAUUGUCAAGGGUGUACGGCGCUGCGUGACUGACAAGAUCGGCCGGUACCAUUCGAAGGUGAACGGUAUCGUGCUGGGCUAUGCGAAAAUUCGCAUUGAUAAUGCACUCUCAGCAUUACGGUUGGACAGUCCGUUCCUGCACGUGCGGGCCACCAUUGAUUAUUACGUCUUCCAGCCACAGAUAGGCUCAACAUUGCGUGGUACGGUAAACUACGUCUCGAAGCAGUUCGUCAGUGCCAUGAUCUACCGGGUGUUCAAUGUGACGGUCAAGCUGGGCAAAUCCAACAACCAACAGGAAACAGUUAAGAAGGGAUCGGAUAUUGCGUUUAUCGUAAAGUCAUGCGAUAUGAAGAGUGAAAUACCGGUCAUCGAGGGUGAGCUCAUCGUGAACGGUGUAAUACCGACACGUAUCAAGCUGGAACCGGGCACAGAAAACAGCAAGAGCUUAGACAGCGCCGAUGGCGCAGAAGCGGAAGAGAACGGCACUGUGGAGUCAGAAACCAUAGACAGUACGCUGCCGGUAGUAAAGCACGAACCGAAAACAAGUAAAACGAAGAAAACUAAAAAGGAGAAAGAACCAGAAAAGACUACGAUUGUAAGUAAUGGUACAGGAUCUGCACAGCUCGAUGCUACAGAUUCUUCCGAUGAAUCGGACGACGAAAAAAGUCUUCUUAUUAAGUCACUUAUGAGCGAAGUGUUUGGUGAUGAAUUUAUGGCCGGAAGCAGCAAAAAACAAAAAAAGAAAAAGAAAAAAUCAUCUAGAAAGAAAUCAACAGAUGAGCCGGUUCGGAUUAAGCAAGAACCGAUAUCGUCGGAUGAAGAGGUAGCUUCGGAAUCUGGGCAGAAUUCUAGUACGUCCAACUUCGGGACCGGUCUAUCGAAUGGGAAGAAUGGGCUGACGAACGGUAGAUCAACAUUAUCGUUGCAUAAGGAUCAGCCAGAAAUAACGGAGAAAAGGCGCAAGAUCCAGAUCGAUCAUAAUGCUACGAUAGCUCACAUCAAAACGGAACCAACUGAAAGUAAAAAGAAAAAGAAGAAAAAUCCCAAUAAAUAAUAGAACCGAAAGUUUUCC
Anopheles moucheti is the source of this 1280-nucleotide messenger RNA. It is a transcript of the gene Polr1F, whose product is annotated as probable DNA-directed RNA polymerase I subunit RPA43. The transcript has a single exon. Gene Ontology annotation, cellular component: RNA polymerase I complex. Gene Ontology annotation, biological process: DNA-templated transcription initiation. NCBI's taxonomy places the organism in Eukaryota, Metazoa, Arthropoda, Insecta, Diptera, Culicidae. The record is from RefSeq and is a predicted model, not a curated record. Bases 72 to 1262 code for a protein of 396 amino acids.